Messenger RNA from Lizanozyma spartinae, 1125 nucleotides. RefSeq names its product transcription factor (gene HAC1). The record is from RefSeq and is a predicted model, not a curated record. Gene Ontology annotation, biological process: positive regulation of transcription by RNA polymerase II. The transcript has a single exon. Lineage: Eukaryota; Fungi; Ascomycota; Pichiomycetes; Serinales; Debaryomycetaceae. The coding region runs from base 1 to 1125 and encodes 374 amino acids. Gene Ontology annotation, molecular function: DNA-binding transcription factor activity, RNA polymerase II-specific.
AUGGAUUCCGAACAGCCUUCAGCCGCUUCUGUCAACGCUACACUUGCCUCUGCCGAGUCUGCAUUCAAAUCUUCUCUUCCCCCUAGGAAGAGAGCUAAGACUCAAGAAGAAAAGGAGCAACGUCGUGUUGAAAGAAUUUUGCGUAAUCGGAGGGCAGCACAUGCUUCUAGAGAAAAGAAACGUAAACAUGUGGAACUUCUCGAAGAAUAUGUGGUUAAUCUUGAAGCCAAUAUGGCCAAAUUACUGGCAAACUUUAACACGGUUCACUCCAUCUUGCUGGCUUCUCAACGUCAACAAAUUGCCUCUCAAAUUGAUACAAAUGUUUUAACUGAUAUUUCCGAGUUGAAGGCAAAAAUUACUGAUAAUCUUAAUUGUUCAGUUGCUGACUUUGAGAAACAGCGUCAAAAGAAAUUGAAAGGUAGAAAACUGUCUGCCUCCAACAUUUCUGAUUCGGAAGAUGAUGAAAUGGAAGAGGAAGAUGCUUCACGUGACUCCCCUGAGCCCAGAGCAGUUUUCUCAUCGGUAAAGGAAGACACUAGAUCUGUUCAAUCAGAAGUUUUCUCUUCAAAUGAAUCUGUUGGUUCCCAUUCAUCAGCUCCCUCAUCCAUUGGAGGAACAGAUGGGGAUAACGAUUUGUUUAUUAAGCAAGAACCGCAAGAAGAAUCCUUUAAAUUGUCGUUUGCUUCUGAAGCCGACAAUUUACUUCUUUCAACCUCUGUUACUGGCGACGAAUCAAAUGUUGCGGCUAAUUCUGAGGCUAAUUACUUGCAAUACCUUUCACCUAUUUCUAUUAACUCUCCUUCCCAUUCUUCCCCAAUCGACUUGACCUUGAACACUUUGGCCAACAACUAUGAAGGUGAGUUUGAAGACUUGCUCAAGGGAUCUAAUGAACCACUGAUAGCCUCAGCAUCAGAUGAUUCUACUUUUGGCUUGAAAUCAACUCUCCUUUCAACAGACUCUUUCUCAAAGAAAUCAAUCAUGUCAAGCAGUUCAUUUUCUGCUACCAACGCUCCCAAUUCUUCCAUAUAUGAUUACGUGGGGCAAAAUCCAGAAGUGAUUUUGUUUUCCUGCUCCAGAUUCAUGUGUUAUGCUUCAAAACAUAUCUUAAAAAGUUGUCUUGUUUAA